AUGGUCAGUUCUGUCCCUGGGGGUAGUGAUCUUCUCAGUUCGGAGACAAAUAGCAGCGUAAAGGACACAAAAAUUUCAAUUGAUUGCAGUAGGCCGGAGUCUCCGGUUGUGGAAACUUGCUCUAACCCAUGUACGCGAGGUAAAAUUCUAUGGUUGGAGAUAACUGAAAUUUUUUCAGUAAAAAAGAAUGUCAAUGUUGAAUCCUCAUCUGCAGUUGUGUACUCAUUCCUUUUCCAUCAUAUGACUAUGUUUGAAGGACUUCAACUUUUUGAGCAGCUGUUUGAUAGUUCAGAGAUUACAAGGCUAAAUUCGUUAGCAAAUAACUUGAGAGCCGCUGGUCAUAAAAGAGAGUUCCGUGGGCGUACCUUUGUUGUAUCCAAGAGGCCUAUGAAAGGGCAUGGGAGAGAAAUGAUCCAAUUAGGCAUCCCCAUUGCUGAAGGACCUGCACUAGAUGAAACUACAACUGGGAACUCUUCUGAGCGGAAGGCGGAGGCUAUUCCAAGCUUGUUGCAGGAUGCCCUUGAUCUAUUGAUCCAGAAUCAGGUUUUGACUAUUAAGCCUGAUUAUUGUAUUAUCGAUUUUUUCAAUGAGGGUGACCAUUCACAGCCUCAUCUUUGGCCAUCGUGGUAUGGGACACCUGUUUGCACUCUAUUUUUGACGGCAUGUGACAUGGUUUUUGGUCGAAUUAUUGAAGGAGAUCAUAGAGGAAAUUAUAGAAGUCCCCUCAAGCUUGCCAUUAAAUCUGGGUUCGUCUUCCUUUAUCCCACUAUGAUAUAUGCAUUUUAGUGCAUCAUAUAUUAGAUGUAUCCAUACAGCAUCUUGUCCAUACAAAAUAUUCUGCUCUUACAGACUUUCUAUUGGGUACCUAUAUUUUGUUUUAUUUGUUAAAAUUUGGAUUUCUCAAACAGCGAGCUUUAUAUUUCAGCUUUUGAGUUACCACUCCAAGCAUUAAUCCACUGAGAUCCCAAGGCUUAUGUAUAAUUUCCAGUUUUAUUUAAAUAUAAAAUUUUCAUCAGUUACAAUAAGUAAAUUAUAGUAAGGCCUUACUCAUAUUCAUUGAGGUGAGGUUUAACAAGUUAUCCAAGUUAACAUUAUGGUCCUUAUUUAUUUCCUCUCACCUAUGUAUCACGUAUACUCCCAUCCUGAAGCCGUACCUAUGUCAGACAAUCUGACAUUCAGACCUGUGUUGGACACUGACACUUUAUUAGACAUUCGUUAGACACAUGUAUGUACUUAAAUUAUUUCUACAAUUAUAUAAUACAUCCUUUCAGUUAGGUCACAUGCCCUAUUCACUUCUUAGACAACAUUUCUCACACGUCAUAUACAACCCUUUAUUCAUAUUACAUGCUCGAGAUACCUAUUUACUUUCAUUUACACAAUAUAGUAUAUAGUGCAGAAAUGCCACCAAAAUGUUGACUUUUAUAAAAGGAAAUUU
Asparagus officinalis (garden asparagus) is the source of this 1435-nucleotide messenger RNA. RefSeq lists its product as uncharacterized. The record is from RefSeq and is a predicted model, not a curated record. Gene Ontology annotation, biological process: mRNA catabolic process. The coding region runs from base 1 to 786 and encodes 261 amino acids. NCBI's taxonomy places the organism in Eukaryota, Viridiplantae, Streptophyta, Magnoliopsida, Asparagales, Asparagaceae. Gene Ontology annotation, molecular function: mRNA binding; demethylase activity. The transcript has 7 exons.